Messenger RNA from Gymnodraco acuticeps, 1463 nucleotides. RefSeq lists its product as uncharacterized. Bases 1 to 597 code for a protein of 198 amino acids. The transcript has 4 exons. The record is from RefSeq and is a predicted model, not a curated record. NCBI's taxonomy places the organism in Eukaryota, Metazoa, Chordata, Actinopteri, Perciformes, Bathydraconidae.
AUGUUCACUCUCACAGAAACAAAGAGUGGCUUCACUGUGUCCAUCAGUAAUGUGUCCCCACAGCACGCUGGAGUCUACUGGUGUGGAGUGGAAUCAACUGAUAAAGAAAUAAGUUACCGAGCUGGAAACAGGAAAAUACAACUGGAGGUGGAAGAUGGCUCUGAUAUCGUCAUCCACGCGAUCAUCUGUGUAGCCGCCGUGCUGCUGCUGCUGCUACUUGUGAUCAAUUUGAUCCUGAUCUACAAACGAUAUUCCAAAAACAAAAGAAAUGCUGCAGCAGAACAGCACGUCACACAGGAUUAUAUCUACGAGGAGAUACAGGAGCGCCCCCAGAAGCCAGACUCAGGAAAUUCAUCAACCACGUUUUAUUCCACGGCCAACUUUCCCACAAACCCCUCUGCCUCGCAGCGUUACUCUACCAUCUACUUUAGAAACGGCUCUGGUGGAGCUGCUGAGGUACUGAUGACCAAUCCCAGCUCCUCUGCAUGUGAUUAUUCUGCUGUGAAGGACGGAGAGAUACCAACCUGCUCUAAUGUGAACCAGCCCUCUCCAGCGGACCAUCUGUACUCUACCGUCAACAAGACACAGCAGCAAUGAGGAAAGACCAGGGAGGGAAUUAUAAUAUCUACUAAAUGUAUGACCAUCAUUUUAGCUAAUUCAUGUUUGAUGUUAUUUACAGUGAGAUCCAGAUCAGACUUCAGGAAUUACACACAGAUAUUAGGGUGUUAGGACCUGAAUCCUGACAUUCACUCAAUCAUCCACUUUGUUUAUUGUUGGAAAUCGUGAAAAAAGGACUGGAAAAUUAUUUGAAAUAGGUUUUUUUUGGGCAUUAGGCAACUUAUAUUUCAUGUCAGACAUAUUAAUAUUGUGUCAGUAGAGCAGAUUUAAUUGUUACAGUAGGGGCGACUGAAAGUGUUACAUCUCAAAUUGCACAAGAGAACUAACUUGUGAAAGUACAAACUGCCACUUAUAGUCAACCAAACGUUAUUAAAAUAAAAAAGCCUUAAGCUGCAUUCAAAUGAUGCUCGAUUUGCUGCUUGCUGAACACGAAGUUGAACGCAGAGCCUCUUGGUGAAAACAGCUAGUUAAGUUUUGUUUCUAUAGCUACUUCCCCACUUAAUAUAGCUGUCAUCUGAUUGGUUGUGCAUCGAAAGGUCAGCAGUAAACAUUGUAGAGGUUUAAAUAAUCUUUACUUUGAUCACAGUGCCUCGCUCCAUAGAAACACACAGGCAACUUGUGUUUAUAUUGAUAAUAAAAAAGGAUUACCUUUGAAUCGACUGGUCUUAAUUAUCCUACAGUUGAUAUUGCAGAUGUGUAUAUGGCACCAAACAAUAGUUACAAAGUGCUUUACUGAGAGAAUCAAAAAUGAAUUAAUAGAAUACAAAAUGUAUAAAAUAGCAGAAGUUUCUGACAGCUCUAGAUUGGCUCCUUAGAGACUUUAUAGGUGCUUUUUCAAAGAGCUA